GACACAAGUAAAAGUGGGACAAAAAACAACAACAAUACCAAAUAAGUUCACAUAGACAAAUACAGAUUGGAAAAAUUGAAUUUAUGAAAUUUUGACCUUUUAUUAAACAAGAGCUUCAACAAAUUGGUGGUUUGUCAUCUAAGCUUGGAACUCCAAAAUCAGUCUAUGCAUUUUAUUUCAGGCCAUAAAAAACCUGUGAAGUAAGAGUAGGAAGAGAAAAGGAGGUGGUGCUCGGGGCUGAACAGUGAGAGAUUAGUCAGCAGGGCAGGAAUGACAAUAAAAGACAGGGGGGGAAGAGAGAGAGACAGAGAGAGAGACAGAGAGAGAGAGAGAGAGAGAGGGGGAGAAAGAAAGGGGUAGGUCUUCCUUCCUAGUUUUUUUUGCCUUCACAUGCUACACAGUCUGAGUAAGUAAAGGUAAAGGUCAACUGUGUGUUUGUUAGGGUUAGGUUUUUGUUUUCCAAAAUAUGACCAAGAGGUGUGCAUCUUCUCAAAAUCAUAGAAGUGUUACAGAUUAUGGACCAAAAAUGUCCCAAAAUGAGAGUCAAUCCAAUCCUGAUGGGAAAGUGCAGGAUGAAGACAAAAAGAAGGUUGGACUUGGGAAGAAAGUUUCUUUGCUCCGAGGGAUGUCCAUCAUCAUUGGAACCAUUAUAGGUGCUGGAAUCUUCAUUUCUCCAAAGGGCAUCCUCAUGCACUCCGGCAGUAUAGGAAUGUCUCUAAUCGUUUGGAUUGGAUGUGGUGUGGUGUCUCUCUUUGGAGCCCUGUCCUAUGCUGAGCUGGGGACAUGUAUUAAGAAGUCUGGUGGACAUUACACAUAUAUAAUGGAAAUCUUUGGACCUCAGAUGGCUUUCCUAAGGCUGUGGGUUGAUCUCAUUGCAAUACGACCGGCUGGGAUGGCAGUCAUUUCUCUGGCCUUUGGACAGUACAUCCUGGAGCCUCUGUUCAUGCCCUGUCCUAUUCCUCCUGUAGCUGUCAAACUGGCUACUGCCAUCGGCUUAACUACUGUCAUGUCCCUGAACAGCACGAGUGUGACCUGGUCAGCCAGGAUUCAGAUCUUCCUUACCAUCAGCAAGCUGCUCGCCAUUGCCAUCAUCAUAGUACCUGGGCUGUACCAGCUCUUUAGAGGGAAUACCAGAAACUUUGACAAUGCCUUUGAGUUCAGUAAUAUGAAGCUGCAGGGUAUGCCACUGGCAUUCUACUCUGGGAUGUAUGCAUAUGCUGGAUGGUUCUAUCUGAAUUUUGUGACAGAGGAACUAGAAAAACCUGAGAGGACUUUGCCAUUAGCUAUAUGUUUGUCCAUGUUGAUUGUGACCUGCUGUUAUGUGCUCACCAAUGUGGCAUAUUACACAGUGAUGUCAGCAGAAGAGAUCCUGACCACGGAUGCUGUUGCUGUGGUGUUUGCAGAGAAGUUGAUGGGGAAGUUUUCCAUGGCUGUUCCUGUGUUUGUGGCCUUGUCUUGCUUUGGUUCCAUGAAUGGCUGCAUAUUUGCCUUGUCAAGAAUGUUCCUCGUGGCAUCGCGGGAAGGACAACUGCCUGAGGUUUUGUCAAUGAUCCAUGUUCGCAGAAACACUCCCCUGCCUGCUGUUUUCAUACUGUACCCUAUGACCAUGUUCCAGCUGUUUGUGGGAGACAUCUACAGCCUGCUGAACUUUAUGAGCUUCCUGCGAUGGCUCUUCAUUGGUGUGGUGGUGCUGGGUUUAAUCUACCUCCGAUACAAGAAACCAAACCUGCCCCGCCCCUUUAAGGUCCCGCUCUUCAUUCCAGUGGUAUUCUGCCUGGCAAGUUUCUUCAUGGUCUUUCUGUCUCUGUACUCGGACCCUGUUAAUACAGGGAUUGGAUUUGCCAUUUCCCUCACUGGCAUCCCAGCAUACUUCAUCUUCAUCUACUUCAAUGACAGACCAAAGUGGCUUCAGCGGUCUUUAGAUUCCUUCAACAGAACACUACAAGUCAUCCUGGAGGUUGUCCCUGCUGAGCAGUAACAACACUCAAACACUGUAUGAAUAGUUUGGGACUAAGAGUCAAUUCUGUCAUUUCUGAAUGUGAUUUUAUUGAUAAUGCAAUUUAUUAACAGAAUCCAGAAAUAGAUGUAAAGAAAAGUAGAACAUAUAUUUAGUGUCCUAAUUUUUUUUCAAACUGUGAUUAUUUUAUAACACAAUCUGAUGACCAUGUUCUUCUCGAUAACCCAUAUUUACUGUAUUCACUGCACAUGACACACAAAGUGUCUGAUCUCAAGGAGUUUGAUUAAAUGUUAUGAGACUGACCAGGUUUGUUUAAUGUCACCACUGUUCCCCUGAUGUACACACAGUUCACUGUCAGUGUUAAAUGGCAAACACUGUGAAAUGAAGAUGCUUUAUGCUUUUGUGUUACAGUGUACAGAUUGUGUAAGUAGUUACUCCAUUAAACACUACAGAUUUUUUUACCCUUAAUGUAACUGCUUCAAAAUUAUGGAGCUAGAACAGUGACAGUAAACUGUUAAGAUAAAACUCAAACAUUAAAAAAUUACAAUCACAA
This is a messenger RNA of Solea senegalensis (Senegalese sole), 2510 nucleotides long. RefSeq names its product solute carrier family 7 member 11 (gene slc7a11). The transcript has 12 exons. The record is from RefSeq and is a predicted model, not a curated record. Gene Ontology annotation, cellular component: membrane. Gene Ontology annotation, molecular function: L-amino acid transmembrane transporter activity. NCBI's taxonomy places the organism in Eukaryota, Metazoa, Chordata, Actinopteri, Pleuronectiformes, Soleidae. Gene Ontology annotation, biological process: amino acid transmembrane transport. The coding region runs from base 467 to 1978 and encodes 503 amino acids.